GGUGGAGUUAAAGUGACACAGCCACAUCAUGUGAAAGUAAAGCAGAGCAGCUCACAAGGGUGAGAUCUUUAAAGGGGGAGUAGCCUUAUAAUAGAUAAGCCUCAUUCAGGCUCAGAAUCUCUCCAGACCUCCUUAACCUUAAAGGAGACCCGUGGAAAUUUCCUACGUGGAUAACCGUGCCUUAAAAAAUAUCCAGUCUGCUGGACAGGGGUAUAAGGAGAUGCUUUGUCUUCUUGCAUUUCUCUCUAAUCGUUUGUGAGGCACAGAUGGACAAGCAGCUGAUGCAGGAGGCAGUUCCCGGCGCAGCACACUCAAGCGAGCACCCAAAGGCAUCUUGAAAUAGAAAUCCAAAAGAGGAGGAGGAGGAGGAAAGAAAGUAGGGGGAUUUAGAGCGAAAGCAUUGGUAUGCCAGGCUCAAUACCUAGCAUGGCUGUGCAGAAGAAACAGAGUGUCAUCCCUCCAUCGCAGGGACCCAUUCCUACACGUACCGUCGAGAUCCAAAGGAGGGGAAACAGAACUGAAAAACCCGGAGAGAAUGACUGCAGAACAACAAAUCCCGUCAACAAGUCUGCAAAAACCUGCAACACGGCUACUGCACGGGCCAAUGCCGCAGCUAACGGACCAAACGUCGAUGAUAGGCUGAAAGCAGCCCGAGAAAGAAGAGAGGAGCACCAGAAGUUGAUCGCCUCUCGAGAGCUGGGCAGGUUGGAGCGGGAGGCGCGGGCCAGGCGUUACUACGAGCAACAACUGCAGGAACGCAAGAAGAAACUCCUGGAGCAGAGGCUCAAGGAGGAGAGGAGGCGCGCUGCGGUGGAAGAGAAGCGCAAGCAGAGGCUGAAAGAGGAGAAAGAGCGAUAUGAAUCUGCCCUGCGUAGGACGAUGGAGAAGAGCCAAAGGGCCCAACAAAACCUGUCUCUAAACUCAAGAGGAAGGAAGCUCACCAAAUAUGCUCCACGUCGCUUGCCACUGACAACAUGGGAGAAGAAUCUGGUCACCCGCCUCCUCACCCCCACAUGCUCUUAUCUGGCCAGAAGCAAGAGUGCUGCAUGUCAGUCAGGAGAAGAAGUUGUCCAUGUUUGUCGUCGUGCAGUUUCAUUCCACUCCAUGAAUACCACCACCACCACCACCACCACCAACAACAACAACAACAGCACCACUCACAAACCGCAGCACCGCUCUAACUCAGUCCACCGGAAGCCAUCUGCCUCUCCCAGCUCCUACAAAAGCAAGCACGUGGUCAUCAGUGUGCCUCAGAUCAAAGCAGCAGGUCAGCAAGAUCCUGUCAGGAAGAGCUCAAACAUUAGAUCGACUGCCGUCAAAACCGGUGCAAAACCAGCUCCGCUAAGCAGAACAGCCUCCCCUUCGCCGGAGCGAAAUGCCCAAAGAUCAAUUAGCAGACAUCCAACCCCGCUGCAGAUUGAGCUCCCAUCUGUCCCCGAGGAAGAUGUUGCCGUUUGUAGAUCAGCCCUCUCUCCGGGUAACUCGAGGCCUGUCAGGACAUCAGACGAAGGUCAGCGAGAGAAACCGAGGGAAGAAAAUCCACCGGAGACUCCGCGUUCGAACUUGCCUGACAGUGAGAAAGAGGCUUUAACCAGAACAGCGGGAGAUGGAAGUCCUUCCAAAAUGCCCCCUCACUCAACUCCGCAAGUGUCUGAAGUCAGGCGGCCCUCAGCUGGGACCACGGACCCGGAGCAGGCCUCGCGUCUCCUGGCUGAAAGGAGGAGAGAGGCCCGACUACAGCGGGAGAAAGAGGAGCAGGAGCGUCUGCAGAGAGAAGAGGCCGAGCGGCGUAGCCGCGAGGACCUGGAGCUCAAGAGGGCAGAGGAGCGAGCGCGACAGAAUGCCGAAGCUCAGCGUCUCAUAGAGGAGAAGAGGAGAAGGGAGGAAGAGGAGCACAGGCGAGCUGAGGAAGAGAGGGCCGAGGCUAUGAGGGAAGCCGCCCUCCUGCAGAAACAAAGAGAGGAGGAGCUAGCCAAAGAGAGGGCGCGAGCAGAGCAGAUGAAGCAGGAGCGAGAGGUACUCGCGAAGAAAGAGGAGGCAGAACGCCAAGUGAGAAAAAAGCGACUUGAGGAAAUCAUGCGGAGAACCAGAAGGACAGAUUCUCCAGAUACGAAAUCUGUGCCGACGAGGAUCCUGGCUAACGAAGCCCAGCCAAAGGAAAACACGGUGCCUGUGCACAAUGGAGCGAUAGAUGCCAUCAAGCUCCCGGUGGGGACUAAAACCACACAGCUGGGCCUGAACAAUGAGGAGGACAUGGUGCCUGUCGUGGCCUUCAAAGAACGCAGGUCUCUCAGAACGCUCAGCGGCCUGGAGGAAAUCCAGACGCACCAGCGAGCAGAGGUCAUCUGAGCUGCAAGGAGACUGCGAACGCUUUGUCGGAGAGGCGCGAUUUCUCUACAAAACACAGGAACUGCCGCAGCACAGCCAUUCUGCUCCACCCUUCAGCACCUUUGAACGAGCAUGUAAAGUUACUGCCUCGCCUCUCAGUGACGGCGCCAGCAUCCCGUCACCUAUCCGUGUGUGUAACCAGUGGCACAAAUAAUCACGCAAGUUACAUGUUCAUUCCUUCAGUACAGCGGGUUCCCGAUCUAAUGAACCCCAAAAGAAAAUGUAGAUGUGUAGACAGCGUUGCCGGCAAAUGCAGUUUAUCAAUUAAUGGAGAGUGUCGCUUUGGUGGCUUUGAAAUACUAGGAUUCUACCAAUCACAAGACGUGGUGUGCUUUUUUUUUUUCUCUUUUGCUCAUUCUAGAUACUUCCUGCUACCCGAGCACUUUCCCAUCCUCAGUUUGGUCACUGUGGAAAUAGAGUAGCUCAAGUUUGCGCUAAGAACACAAGAGUUCGUCGUCUUAGUGGAAGACCACUUCCUAUCUUAACCGUGAACUUUGCAAAGUACAGCACUCAUACUUAUAUAUAUAUAUACAUGUACAUAUAUAUAUAUAUAUAUAUUUCAAAGCUGCUACGGAACAUAGUUUCCAAAGACUUUGCUUCAGUUGUGUGUGUGUUUUCUUAGAGGAUAUGAUGCACAAAGCGUUUUCUUGCACUGACCGUUGCUUAGUUUGAUAUUGCGCAUACAUAUCACGUUACAGAGCGACAUCUGAAGCCUAAAGUAGGGGUUGAGUGGGUUUAUUAUAAUACAACCAUAGAAAACAAAUGUAUCCGAAAUCAUGAAUAUUUGAUCUUAUAGUUUAGAUUUGCUUAUGACUAUCACAUGCUGUUAAAAUGUCAAAAUAUAUGCCAUAUUUGAUUAAAGUUGAUACUAUGCCGCA
Molecule: messenger RNA, 3266 nt
Organism: Mugil cephalus (flathead mullet)
Lineage: Eukaryota; Metazoa; Chordata; Actinopteri; Mugiliformes; Mugilidae
Product: ensconsin-like
Exons: 15
Coding region: 406-2349 (647 amino acids)
Biological process (GO): microtubule cytoskeleton organization
Cellular component (GO): microtubule cytoskeleton
Source: RefSeq, a predicted model, not a curated record